Morone saxatilis (striped sea-bass) is the source of this 1176-nucleotide messenger RNA. Its product is annotated as calretinin-like. Bases 45 to 866 code for a protein of 273 amino acids. Gene Ontology annotation, molecular function: calcium ion binding. Gene Ontology annotation, biological process: regulation of presynaptic cytosolic calcium ion concentration; regulation of long-term synaptic potentiation. The record is from RefSeq and is a predicted model, not a curated record. The transcript has 11 exons. Gene Ontology annotation, cellular component: synapse; terminal bouton; nucleus. Lineage: Eukaryota; Metazoa; Chordata; Actinopteri; Moronidae.
CUCAAACUAUCACUACCGACUAAGAGGAGGGAGAAACAGCAGAGAUGGCAACUCAAGCACAGCAGCCGCCCCACCUGCACCUGGCUGAGCUCACCGCAGCGCAGUUCAUCGACAUCUGGAAACAUUUUGACGCAGACGGGAACGGUUACAUUGAAGGGAAGGAGCUGGAGAACUUCUUCAAGGAGCUGGAGAACGCGAGACGAGGAGCGGGAGCAGGCGUGGAUCCCUCACAUGCCGCGUUCAAAGAAAAGAUGAAGGAGUUCAUGGCCAGCUUUGACAAGAACGCUGAUGGGAGAAUUGAGAUGUCAGAGUUGGCGCAGCUUCUGCCCACAGAGGAAAACUUCCUGCUCUGUUUCAGAGAGUUUGUGGGAUCCAGCGCUGAGUUCAUGGCUGCCUGGCGGAGGUAUGACUCUGACCGCAGUGGAUACAUCGAGUCGAAUGAGCUGAAGGGUUUCCUGUCAGACCUGCUGAAGAAGGCUAACAAAAGCUAUGAUGACAAGAAGCUCAAAGAGUACACACAGACUAUUCUGAGGAUGUUUGAUCUGAAUGGUGAUGGUAAGCUGGGCCUCUCUGAGAUGGCGAGGCUCUUGCCAGUCCAGGAAAAUUUCCUGCUGAAGUUUGAGGGCAUCAGACUCACUGUGAAAGAAUUUGACUCCCUCUUCACUUUCUAUGAUAAGGAUGGUAAUGGGUCUAUUGACGAGCAGGAGCUGGAUGCUUUGCUGAAGGACCUUUGUGACAAGAACAAAAUGGACGUGGACUCAACAGGACUGGUGGGGUACAAGAAGAGCAUCAUGGCUCUGUCUGACGGAGGGAAACUGUACCGCACUGAGCUGGAGAUCGUCCUCUGCCGGGACUCCACACUGUGACCUCCUUGCCUGGGACCCUGCUGUCCUCCUCCACCCCCUGCCUCCUGCUUCCUACCUCCCAAUGUAACCUGGUGCAUGUGUGACCCUUAACCUCGCUACACCACUUAGACUGAAAACAAAAGUGCUCUUGAGAGCACAAAAGUGUACUGCUGGCCCUGAUGUUUUAGCUUUUAACCCUUCUGAGGUCUUUUCCUAUUUUUAAUUUUACAUGAAGUUCCAUAAUAAGCUAGCCAUAGCAAUGACUACAGAAAAAUAUUGUGUAUUUAUUUAUUUUACUUCCCAUUUUUAAUAUGCAUAUGUAUUUUUUACA